This is a messenger RNA of Trichoderma breve, 3099 nucleotides long. RefSeq lists its product as uncharacterized. Lineage: Eukaryota; Fungi; Ascomycota; Sordariomycetes; Hypocreales; Hypocreaceae. The record is from RefSeq and is a predicted model, not a curated record. The transcript has 8 exons. Bases 1 to 3099 code for a protein of 1032 amino acids. Gene Ontology annotation, biological process: cytoskeleton organization. Gene Ontology annotation, cellular component: cytosol.
AUGAAUAGUUUGUGGCCCUCAGCGAAAACGGCCCAGGCGUCGUCGAACGAGGCCUCCACAGAGGCAGCGGAGGAGGCCAUUGACUACUCCGCGGACGAAUCCGCGAUUGACGACUCCCCAGCCCCAUCUCCAGCUCCAUUGCUGCCGCCACUCUCGUCGUCCAGAAGCCCCCUUCAGCAGUCCCAACAACAAUCACAACGGCAGGGCGGCAGCUCCACGAUGCUUCCUCCUGCAGCCUCGGGUGGUAAUAACAAUACUAAUAAUGCGAACCGAGCGCAAAUCCCACAGCAUGCCCCCACCGACUCCCUGUCGCUGAUGCAGCUGCGGCGCAUCGUGGCCACGGUCAAUGCAACUGAGCCUGCGGCAUAUGACUUUGUCUAUUCAGAUAUGGCCCCCCAUGCCGAGGAGAUAGAUGAGUGGUUCGUGUAUCAGUUCUGGCAGUGGGUGCGCCUUAACGCGGCACAAAAGGCCUUUGAGUGGCAUUGGAAGCACGAGUCAGGCGGCAAGCAUGGCUGGGACGAUGCGGACCACGACACGAGAGCGAAAUUUAUACAGGGCGCCAUUGCGGGCGUGCAAUCGAACGAUGCGGCUUUGAGGGCGAAUUCGAUUGGAAAGAUUAUGUAUCUGGUGUUGGGGAGAUGGGGGGAUACAGCAAUGCCUCACGCCACGGAUGAAUCGAGCCGGUCGAUUGCAAGUAUCCCUCAGUUACAGGCGAUAAAGGCUGGCGUGACGUGUUUGACAUCGCUGGGAGGCCUAUCGGUCGUUUGGGAAGCGCUGAGAAAUGUCUUUGAGAUCCAUUGGGCUGGCGAGAUCCAACAAGCCAGUGCUCAGGAUGCCCAGGACGAACUAAUGAAUCUCCUGACGAUUAUGUAUAUUGUUGUUCAGGAGACGUUGAACGACCCCGAAGACAUGGCGUCGACAGAAGCAAAAUUGCUUGGGUUGAACCCCUCAUUGGUUGAUUUCAUGAUGUUGGCGACCUCCAAGUUGAGGUGGGAUGAACAGAGCACCAUGCCUCAUACUCAAAUUUUCCUCUUGUUCUGGAAAUCGAUUCUUCUUGUUUUCGGUGGAACCAAAGACCUUGAGCGUGUCAAGGAAGCCACCAGCGAGCUGACGAAUGGAGACAAGACCAAAGAUACAAUCACAGCAAAUCCCUUAGACUAUCAUGUUUUCCGCCAGGAAAUAACGUCGAAAUACCCGGCUUAUGUCCCUCCGCAGCCCUUGAUACCACUGGAGGCUGACAACCCAUCACUUCUCCCACCUCUGCCUAAUAUUGCGAGCCGAAACGGUGCCAACGGCAUUAUUCCACAACCACCAAAUGUACAAAUGGGAGGAGCGUCCAUCCUUAACCAGCCAGUACACAUUGCCACCCCAGCACCAUCACCACCGCCGUCUCCGGGAGUCGGUGGUAAGGGCGGUAAGAAGCAAAACUACCAGACUAACCAAAAUUUUCCAUUCAUAAAAUGGGAGGGCAGCGAUAUUCCCGCCUCAAUUCUCGAAGCGGGACAACUGUUCUCUUCGCGUGUCAGGAUGACCCGAGCGACUCGUCAGCUCUGGGAGGAGCGAGAGCGAUUUCUCAAAUUUGAGCGCGGCUGGGAGACUGACGACGAUGCUGACGAAAGCGAUAAUGAUGAUAUUGAGGAACUUGAUCUUAAUGAGCUCACCUUGGAAGAGAGAGAGGUGUUGCGUGAACUAAAAGUGGAGGAUAAUAAAGAGAAGAAGAAGAAAGAACGACCAUUUCAAGGCCCUGAGCUUGAUCUUGGCCCUCAACCGGAUAGAUUGAGCGAACGCGACAAGCAACGGCUCAUGGCGGUGGAACGUUUCUAUAGCGAUGCCUUGCCUCACCUUCAGUCCAUAGUGAUUGUUUUACUUCGUCCCAUCCUUGUUAAUGUCACGGCCAUAGUGACCCAGCAGCAGAAUCAGAUGGCAGGGAUGGCUAAUAGGGCUAAUAAUCCCGGCGUUAAUGGUGGCCAUGGGUCGCAGAGGGGUAUGGAUAUGGGUGGACAAGGACAGGCAGAGCAAGAUGGGGAGCCGACCCCUGAAGAGAUUGACGCCACUCGAACAAGGGAGAUUACCUCAAAGGCAAUGACAGCAAUUCUCCUACUCUUGCUGAAGUGGCUUAGACUCUCGCAUGUUCUCAAGUUUGAAUACUUGACUCAGCUUCUGCUGGAUUCUAAUUACCUCCCUUUGGUCCUCAAGCUCUUUGCGCACCAAGACAUUCAACAAGUGGUCGACAGUAAGAUGGAUCAUGUUGAAAAUAGCUUCUUCCAAUUUUGCAACAUUCGGUCAAAAUUUAAGGAUAAGGCCGAGAGCGAUGCCGACAACGAGGAAGAAGACAUGGACGAAGAAAACGUUCAUGGUGAAGAUGAAGACAACGGGCGAUUGGCAGGAGAAGACAGCGGAGAUGAUGCGGCGCCGCCGCCGAUUAAGAGACAGCGAGAGCUAGAGGAACCGGUUGUGGACCAGAUGGAAGAUGUGGCUGUCGACAGCGAGGAACAUGUCCCGAUGAGACCAGAGGUUGACGAAAUGGGGCUGCCCCUGGGCACUCUCCCACUGGAGCCCAUCACCGACUUUUCGAGGAGGAACUUUUUCUCCCUGAUCAACUACCUCAGGGUGAUGCAGAAGAUCUGCAAGAACAAGGCGCACCGCAACUUGCUGCUGGUGCAGUAUAAGUCAUCCACCAUCCUCAAGAAGUCUCUGAGGGUACCCCAGCCCGAACUGCGGCUAUACACACUCAAACUCUUCAAGGGCCAAGUGCCGUACUGUGGCCGUAAGUGGAGGCAGUCCAACAUGCGAGUCAUCACCGCCGUCUACCUCCACUGCAGGCCCGAGCUUCGUGAUGAGUGGCUCGCGGGCAGCGACAUUGACGCCGAGGUGGACUCGGCGCUGCCGUUGGAGCAGGCGCUGCGGAGCUUGACGCAUUGGCUCAACGUGCGGCGGUACCCGGAGAAGAUUGCGGCCGACAUUCGCAUCGCCAUGAGGGAGGAGCAGGACUUCUUCUCGAGGGAGCUGGAGAAGGUGGAUCUGAACUGGACGGACUUGAUGCUCAAUGGGGAUGAUACUAUGAGUGAGAUGGACCAUGGGGAAUCGACUUGGGGAUGA